UGGUGUUGGGUAUUGCCAUGGUGCGGUUUUAUAUGCAGAAAGGAACACACAAAGGCUUAUUCAGAAGUGUUCAAAAGACGCUUAAAUUUUUCCAGACAUUUGCUUUGCUUGAGGUAGUCCACUGUGCAGUUGUUCGCACCUCUGUGCUUGUGACUGGGGUCCAAGUGAGUUCAAGAAUCUUCAUGGUGUGGUUCAUUGCACAUAGCAUAAAACAGAUCCAGAAUGAGGAGAGCGUUAUUCUUUUUCUGGUCGUAUGGACUGUGACAGAGAUUACUCGAUAUUCCUUCUACACAUUCAACCUGCUCAACCAUUUGCCAUACUUCAUUAAAUGGGCCAGAUACAACUUUUUUAUCAUUUUGUAUCCUGUUGGAGUUGCAGGUGAACUGUUAACUAUAUAUGCUGCCUUACCAUAUGUGAAGAAAACAGGAAUAUUUUCAGUGAGACUUCCCAACAAAUACAAUGUCUCUUUUGACUACUAUUACUUCCUUAUCGUUAUCAUGUUCUCCUAUAUACCAUUAUUUCCACAACUCUACUUCCAUAUGCUGCGGCAGAGAAGAAAGGUGCUUCACGGAGAAGUGAUUGUAGAAAAGGAUGAUUGAAUCAACCCAUGUAACUAUGGUGCUUUUAAGAGAAAAGUGAGGGUAAAAACCUAAAACUUCCUGUGCUUUUUCUGAGUCCAAGUUUUAACACAUGGAACAAGAAUAAACAACUGCAUAAAAUAACAUGGAUUGUAUUAUUUUUACAAUUUAACAUAUCUUCAGACUUACCUUUUCAUUCUUGGCUCCACCUUUCAGUUUAACUGUUCAUUUCUUCAGACAAGUUUUUUUCUUAUUUUCAAUAGGUUGACAAAUAGCUUUAGCAGAUUGAAUAGCUGGCUAAUGUGCGUUCUGCUAUGAAACCUGUAGUCAUUAUCAAGAAAAGGGAGAGUUAACCAGUCAUACUGAAAUUCAGUCUUCUGGAAAACAGAGCAUAAAUUAGGUAAUGUUGUUUUUCAUAGACUGGGUGGCUUAAUGUUAUCUUCCUUAUUUUAAGAUACUAAAUCUUUCAUUUUUAUCAACAUUUAGUACGACUUGAGCCUCUGAGAAAGUGUCAUUAGGAGUAGUUAGUUUAAACUAAAGCUGAGUUCAUAAUUAUGUUGGACUUGAAUCAGUCAGCUUUAUGUUAAAUAAUACCUUUACAUUAUAAGUACUGUCAGCAUGUUCAACAUUCUCUGAGUUACAGGAUCACAUGGUAGAAUUCCAAAAGUAUUUCUGAAAGGAGCUGAAUUCUUGACAGUGCAAAUUUAGAUCUCUCUGUACUUUCAUUUGCAGUUUAACAGAAACGUAGAGUAGUAGAUGUGUUUAUACUAAAAAGCUUGUGCUAGGGGAUAGUCUUGAUGUGCCUACCUUUCUCUAGCCAGUGGCUGAAGCAGGAUUUGUUUUUUGGAUAAAACUGAUCGUCAGCAUAGUUCCUAUUCUAAGUUCAAAUACGUAUACAGAAAAAUUAUGGCAUUAUAUUUAGAAACUGUAGCUAUAGUGAGAUAUUUUAUUUUUUAUAAUAAUCUAGGUGGGAUAAAAUGUAAUUAAAAUAAUUUAUUAAAAUAUAAAUUGUGCUUUAAAUCAUCUCAUUAUGCAAUAUUUAUUGCUCCCUCCCAAUUAUUUUUUUAUAAUGUGAUGACCUAAUCCUGUUUAACAUCUUCAGUAAUCUGCAAGAGGUGUCUACCAUAUAUUAAUAAAAGUUACAGAUGAUAUUACACUGUACAAUACCUGAGCGGGAGAAGUCCAGUGGUAGCUAGAUUAAAUAUAGACAAGAAUGAGAUGCAGCCUAAGAAAUCGAAAGACAAGGGAAUGCAUUUGAGGAAACUUGGAUGCUCAGUGAGAGAGAGAAGUUUGAAAUGUAGUAAUGUGGUAAGAAGCCUUGGUAGUAUAGGCAGUGAAAUUGCUUCUGGCAUCACUAAUGUCGAAAGAGGAGGGUAUAUGUAGAUGUGCUGCAUCAACCAGCUGCAACUAAGAAUGCUCUUAGUGUGACUGAUGAGGUUAUCUCUGGAAUACUAUUGUGCAUUCUGGGUACCUCAGGAGUGAAGAGUUGAGUCAAUCUUCAGAAAGGUUUGAGAACAGGAACAGAAUUGAUUGAAGUGAAACAGAAGUAGGAAAGUUUUGAGUCGUUAAGUAUGUAUAGCUUUAUGUUAUGUGACAAAAACAUAUAGAGGAAGAAGGCUUAAUAGUGUGAGGGUAUAACUAAAACAUUAUAUAAAAUUGAAACAAGGUAAAUUAUCAGAAAAUACAAAUAAAUAAAAAUUCAGGAAAAUGAAUAGUUUAAGGAAAAGAUCCCAUCACAAAGCUCAGUUACGUUCUGGAAUGAUGCCGCAAAGCUUAUCAGUGUGUGCAAUUUCUUGGAGGGUUUUAAGUUAGAUGUAAUGCAAUAUUGGAAGAUAAUCUUGCUUUGGCAGGAGUUUGAACUACACAAUUCAAUAGGCAGUUUCCAUUUCUAGCUUCUGUGAUUCUAUAAUAAUACAAUUUUUUUUUUUUUGAGUGUAGAUACACCUUUUCUGGUGAAUCUGAUGAUUUAAUAAAAAGCAAGGAUUUACUGUAUCCCUAACCUCUGAAUUCCGUUUUGUGCCUUAGAAUUGUGAUAUUUAUACAUCUCUGUUGUUACAGAUAAAUUAGUUCCCUUUUAAAUGACAGGUGCACAGUGGACUUGAGAUGGAAUCAUUGUAUUCCUAACAAUUUGAGAAGGUGUAAUCUUUGUAUAUUUUAGAAAAAAUUUCAUGCGAGGUGCUAUAAGUUAUUAAAAUACUUUUUCAUAUACAACUGGAAUUACUGAAAGUUUCACCUAUAAACCACAUUUACACUACUGAUUCACAAAAUAUUUGCUUGUAUUACGCAUGUUCAGACUAGUAGUUGUAUUUGUCCAAAGUGCUUAGUAUACUAUUUUAUAAACUUUGCCUGCAUUUUAGUCCAUGAGAGCAUCAAGGUAGCUCUUAGAAACAUUUCUCAGUUAGCAAACAGAAGAAUUUAAUGAAAUAUGAGUAAAAAAGAUUAGAUGAAGUUAUUUGUCCUCUUUUUUACUGUCGGCGCAACUCACUGAAGACCAUGGCUAUCAAUUUAUUGAAAAUGCAUUGGAUACUUUAAGGAUCUGAUUUUGAAAUCCUUUACUGGAUGAAUGUUUCCCACAGACACUAUUCCUGUAAUUAUACAAUGAAUACCUGAGCUAUAAUAUUGUAUUACUCAUGUUGCAUUUGUUCUGUAUGUGGUUUAAGGACAUUAUCAUUUGGAAUUCAAAGAAUCAUUUUUAUAUUCUUUUGUACUUGGGCCUUAAAAAAUUACGGCACUGUUCAUUAUGGUCUUGGUUUUGGGCUUUUAUAAAGCAUCCGUAUACAAGGUAAUGAUAGAACUUUUAAAGUGAUUUACAGCUGCAGUAGUAAUACUAAAACUACAACUAAUGAUGAUUUACAGUAUUGCAUUCAAUGGUAUGUAGACCAGAGAGGUUAUCAGGUAGAUUAUUUACAUGACAUAUACUUCACAAAAAAAAAAAAAAACAGGUUAUUUUCUUCCUCAUCUUUUUCAACUGAAGUCUUUCACUGAAGCCUGAAUAUCUCUACCUUUUGUUUUUAAACUUCAUUAAAUAUCUUCUGUGGGACAGUGAGAAUUGCAGGUAAAAUCCUAGCUACUCAGAUUUUACUGGUGACUUCAGAUGGGCCAGGAUUUAUGGUAUGCUUACUUAAACUUCAGCAUAACGUAGUGAAACAUUAACUUAUUCUAAGCAAUGAAUACUAAAAAAGUAUGAUUUUCAUAUGGUGCUGUCUUUCCAACUCCUAUUUGACAACUGUCUUCAUCUUUGUAUUCAUCUCUGCAAUAUUGCUAAUUAUUUCAGGCAUUGAAAACCUCCUAUUUAAGAAAGAUUAGGAACAUAUUCAAGUAUCAACCUCUAAUGUUUUGAUGUAGUCUUCAACAAAUUGUUCAUAUAAAAGUGAUUCUUCAUUGUGCUAUAUAUUCCUUCUUGAAUGGAUUAAUAUAGAGUAUGAGCUUAUAAAGCUGAUUUGUGACAAACCUUAUAAAGCUGAUUCAUGACAAUACGUAGGAAUAGAAGGAAAUUCCUAGUCAUCAAGUGCCAUUUGCUACUGUUGAUGGUAACACUGCAUUUGAACGCAGUUGGAUUUCUUUAGGGUCGGGUUCUUCUUUUUUUUUUCUCCCCUUUGCCCCACUGUUCCCACUGGAAAAGGCUGUUCCAGAUCAGAUAAGGUGAAUCACCUCAUUUCACAGCUGUGUGCCUAGAAUGUCUAAAGGCCAAAUCGGGUGUCAGGGCACGGCUGAUACAAAGGGGUAUCAGAUUGAGAAACUGCGUCCUCCACAUCAGCUGCCAAAGAAGGUCAAUGAGGCCAUUGUGAACAACAAUUGAUACAACAGUUUCUCACAACAUUUCUCACACUUCUUACUGCACAGGAUUUGAGAAGAGAGGCAGCUAAACCUACCCUCAUACCCUCUGCACAAGGAGCUAAGGAGAUCAGCUAGUAGGGUCUCUGUGUGCAAAGGGUAUGUUACAUAAAUGGGUUUUCUGCUCUACUAGGCUAUCUUAUUAGUAUCUAUAAGCAUGUAUUUCUUGAAAUAAUGGUAUGCCAAGAUAGCUGUGUCACACUGCUCUCAAAAUUAACAGCCUUGGUGAAACUGUGCAGUAUGCUGCAUCUCCUAAUUCCUGUUAAACAACAUUAAUAACACUUAGCUAGGUUCAGGUUAAUGGACAGUUUGCAAUGCAUAAUUAACAAGGGAUUGCAUGGAAACUUUCUUUGUGACCAAAGCAAAGCUACCUUUUCUUAUCCAGGAAUACAUGUGUGUAUUUUAAAUCUAGGUGUAGCUACUGCUCUGACUGUGGUACUUACACUCUUCACAGUAGGUUACCUUAGUGGAUAUUUGGAUAUUUUUGUGAUUAUUAAAUACAUUGCAAGGAAAAUAAAUUACAACCAUUACAAUAAAUUACAAGUUAAAGUAGAUUCUCCAUUAGCAAAAUAUAUGAAUUGAAUUCUAAAUUAAUUAAUUUGAGGAAAAAAAGGAAGGAAAAUUAUACAAGUAAGCUUUCUGCACCUUACAGGAGAGUUUCAUAACUCACAAACUCACAGGCAAACUGGCUGCAGUUGUUUAUAAAGGAUUGGUUAAAUAUGUUUUAAACAAAAACGUUGAAAGCUUUUCUGAAGGUUAAAUUUUGUUUCAUAAUUUUUUGUUUUAAAAUGUACUCAGAGAUACUGUAUUAUUUAUUAUCAAACAGUUUACAAUUUAAAUUCAUGCUAAACUUUUUGUAGAUGAUUUAGUGUAGCCUAUUUAAAUGUGUUGCUUUAUGUUUGUUAUGGCAGCUUAAGACACAAACAUCCUAGAUUUCUGUAAAGCUCUUACUACGUUACCCUGUUCAAACAGAUUUCAACAUUGCUAGGAUGUGCUAAGCUUUACAAGGCCACGCAAGUGGCACAUGAACAUUUGGCACAGAGAGCUCUUUAGACUUGCUUUCAUGGCUGCAUUCCUUAAUAGUGUACGGCGCUGUUGGUUCAGGCAUUGAAGUAUCCGGUAUUUUAAGUUGCUGAUAGCUUUCUAGUGGUCCUUCAGUGCCUUUAGGACUGAAGACUUUAUAGAUGUUAAUAAGUGAUUGAUCCUUUGAAUUCUCAGGUUGAGAAGACCUGAUCGUAUGAAUUCUUAGGUCAUAAUAGUAAUACUGACUAAAAAGUAGCAUUGGCUGUAGCAAGAUAAACUGUGGAGAACCUGCUUGCUAGAUCACUCUAGCUCUGUUACGGGAACUUGCUAUCACAGUCAGGCCUGCAACUGGUAGUGGUUUUGGAGCUUCUAAAAUGUGUAAUACUUCCUGUGUCAUGUUGUGUAAACUGAAACAUGUUCUUUUUUUAUUCACAGUUCUCUUGCUUCUCUGUUCAGUUUUGAAUGUAUUUUAUGUCGUUUCAGUUGGUGGCUUUGUAAGUGUUAAGUACAGAAAAAUUUAUCUAAGCAUAUCAUGUACAGAAAUGUACUUAAGGAUUCUUAAUAAUGUAUAUGCACUGCAGCUGCUCAUUAAUGUGUUUGUUAUUUUUUCUCAAAUGCAUUAUCAUUAGCAGUAUGUGCAGACAAAACCUGACAAAAUAGUACUUUUAAUAACUUACUUAUUUGCAAAGCUUAAAGGAUUUGUUGAGCUAUAGAUUCAGAUACAUGUUUUAGAGAUUGUUAAUACUGUAGCACUGUAGAAAUUCA
Messenger RNA from Struthio camelus australis, 6200 nucleotides. The record is from RefSeq and is a predicted model, not a curated record. NCBI's taxonomy places the organism in Eukaryota, Metazoa, Chordata, Aves, Struthioniformes, Struthionidae.